GAAGGGCAGGACGGGGAGAGGCGGGGCUUGGCGGACUCGUGACCAACAAAGUCACGUGACCCGGUCUCGCAAGAUGGCGGUGUGUGUGGCAGUGAUCGCUAAGGAGAAUUACCCUCUUUACAUCCGCAGUGUGCCCACGGAGAGUGAGCUAAAAUUUCACUACAUGGUGCAUACCUCACUGGAUGUGGUGGAUGAGAAGAUCUCUGCCAUGGGGAAGGCCCUAGUGGACCAACGGGAGCUCUAUCUGGGCCUACUGUACCCCACAGAGGACUACAAGGUAUAUGGCUAUGUGACCAACUCCAAAGUGAAAUUUGUCAUGGUAGUGGACUCUUCCAACACGGCACUUCGAGACAAUGAGAUUCGCAGUAUGUUCCGGAAGCUGCACAACUCCUACACUGAUGUCAUGUGCAACCCCUUCUAUAACCCGGGUGAUCGUAUUCAGUCCAGGGCCUUCGACAGCAUGGUGACGACCAUGAUGAUACAGGUGUGCUGAGCACACUGAGACACCAGGAGAGCAGCUGUAAAUGAGCGUGCUGUGUGGACUUUUAUUUAUUGUUGUCUGCCUGUCCUGAAUGUCAUGGCCAUGUUGUGUGUGUGUGGACAAAGCCUUGAUCUCCGUGCAUGUCAACUAAAGGUCUCCAGUGAGCAGA
Messenger RNA from Erinaceus europaeus (western European hedgehog), 650 nucleotides. RefSeq names its product trafficking protein particle complex subunit 2L (gene TRAPPC2L). Gene Ontology annotation, cellular component: TRAPP complex; cytoplasm; nucleus. Gene Ontology annotation, biological process: endoplasmic reticulum to Golgi vesicle-mediated transport. NCBI's taxonomy places the organism in Eukaryota, Metazoa, Chordata, Mammalia, Eulipotyphla, Erinaceidae. The transcript is spliced from 5 exons. Bases 74 to 493 code for a protein of 139 amino acids. The record is from RefSeq and is a predicted model, not a curated record.